AUGUUUUUGCAAGAAGCACAGGUUCCGGCGCGCACACCUGGUCCGCGGAUCAGGAUCGAGGCAAGGGCGUCGCGAGUUAAGCCCUACCGAACGCUACAGCUUAUCGAUUCGUAUACAGCAGGAGAAUUCCGUUUGUAUCGGGCGGAUUGGUCCGCGCCCCGGGAAAGUGUUAAUCCGUGGGCGGACAAGCGAUACAGCGCCGGCUCCGGCGUCUCCGCCUCCGUCGCCGCCGCACCUGUCCUUCAUUUCUUCGCGCUCGCCAUCGUCGCGGCUCUCGCCGCUUCCUCGCCGUCCCCUUCCCCGUCCUCGCCUUCGCCUCCUUCUCCCUACCUCUUCCUCUCUCCUCCCUCCUCCUUCCCCCCCACCACCACCGCCACCGCCACCUCCCCCUCCCCUCCCCCGAGCUUCACCCGCAACAAACCCAUCUUCUCCGUCUACGUCGCCGUCGCCUCCCUCCUCGGCCUCGUCCUCCCCAUGGCCUACAUCGCCCACGGCCUCCUCCUCUCCUCCGACGACGAUGACAACGGCGCCCUCGCCGCCGCCGCGCCGCACCUCUUCCUCCUCGCCGCGCAGCUCUUCCUCGAGGGCGCCGCCGCCGCCAGCGGCUUCUCCCUCCCCGCCUUCGCCGCCGUGCCCAUCGCCUACAACUCGCGCCGCAUGUUCGCACUCGCCGACUGGGUCCGCCGCGAGGCCGCCAGGGCCGCCGACGGCCCAGGAGUGUCAACGCUGCAGGUUUUAGCGGGUCGGGUUUUAGCAUCGGCGAAUUUGGUGUUUUGGGCGUUCAACCUGUUCGGGUUCUUGCUCCCCAUUUACCUCCCUUGGGCUCUCAAGACACAUUACUCAGCUCACUACAAAGAUGAUGAGUCCAAGGAUAAGGAUAUGAAAAAGGAAUGAGAGUUAUUUUGCUUUUGUUGAGCCUAUUUUAGUACUAAAAUGACUAAGACUACUUACUUUUAUAUUUGUACAAAAAAAAAGACGAGCCUAGUUUGGUAUUGCGGUGACUAAAAAUACUCAUUCAUAUACUUUGAAAGACGCAAAAUAUGCUACGGUAUUUUCAAAUUUAUACGUUAUAAUGUUUUUUUGGUGGCAGCUGUUCUUGUAAUUUUGUAACAUCAGAAAAAGAAAAAUUAAAAGCUUUUUAAAUUA
Messenger RNA from Ananas comosus (pineapple), 1146 nucleotides. RefSeq lists its product as uncharacterized. The transcript is spliced from 4 exons. Lineage: Eukaryota; Viridiplantae; Streptophyta; Magnoliopsida; Poales; Bromeliaceae. The record is from RefSeq and is a predicted model, not a curated record. Bases 1 to 894 code for a protein of 297 amino acids.